Messenger RNA from Scatophagus argus, 3520 nucleotides. RefSeq names its product protein phosphatase 2, regulatory subunit A, beta b (gene ppp2r1bb). The transcript is spliced from 15 exons. The record is from RefSeq and is a predicted model, not a curated record. Gene Ontology annotation, biological process: protein dephosphorylation. Gene Ontology annotation, molecular function: protein binding; protein phosphatase regulator activity. The coding region runs from base 80 to 1849 and encodes 589 amino acids. NCBI's taxonomy places the organism in Eukaryota, Metazoa, Chordata, Actinopteri, Scatophagidae. Gene Ontology annotation, cellular component: protein phosphatase type 2A complex; cytoplasm.
UGCAGCCGCUGUUCCGCUCAAGCAGAAACCCCGUAGUGCAGCACAACAGCGCCAUUCGGUAACUGCAACAGAAUCCAAAAUGGCAGGAGCUGAUGGAGACGACUCUCUCUACCCUAUCGCCGUUCUUAUCGAUGAGCUGCGAAAUGAGGAUGUUCAGUUGCGGCUAAACAGCAUCAAGAAGCUGUCCACAAUUGCGCUGGCCCUUGGUGUUGAGAGGACUCGCACUGAACUACUUCCUUUCCUCACAGACACCAUCUAUGAUGAAGAUGAGGUGCUCUUGGCCUUGGCUGAGCAGCUUGGCAAUUUCACUAUGUUGGUGGGAGGGCCAGAGUAUGUCCACUGUCUGUUGCCUCCACUGGAGAGCCUUGCUACAGUGGAGGAGACCGUAGUCAGAGAUAAAGCCGUGGAGUCCCUGCGCAAGAUCUCUCAGGAGCACUCUCCAGUUGACCUGGAGGUCCAUUUUGAGCCUUUGGUGAAGCGGUUGGCCAGUGGUGACUGGUUCACUUCUCGCACAUCUGCCUGUGGCCUCUUUAGCGUCUGUUAUCCCCGCGUCUCCAGCACUGUCAAGGCUGAGAUCCGCCAGCAUUUUCGCACCUUGUGCUCAGAUGAUACUCCUAUGGUGCGUCGUGCUGCAGCAUCUAAACUGGGGGAGUUUGCCAAAGUCUUGGAGCUGGAUUAUGUAAAAAGUGACAUAAUUUCCCUCUUCACUGCUCUGGCCUCUGAUGAGCAGGACUCAGUGCGGCUGCUUGCAGUGGAGGCGUGUGUCAGCAUUGCCACUCUGCUGCCUCAAGAGGAUCUGGAGACCCUGGUGAUGCCAACCCUGCGUCAGGCUGCAGAAGACAAAUCUUGGAGGGUCCGCUACAUGGUGGCAGACAAGUUCUCCGAGCUCCAGAAAGCAGUUGGGCCAGAGAUCACCAAAAACGAUCUGGUCCCAGCCUUCCAGAAUCUUCUGAAGGACUGUGAAGCUGAAGUUCGUGCAGCUGCAGCCAACAAAGUCAAAGAAUUCUGUGAGAACCUCCCAGAGGACAGUCGUGAGCAGAUCAUCAUGACUCACAUUUUGCCCUGCGUCAAGGAACUUGUUUCAGACACCAACCAGCAUGUGAAGUCAGCCCUGGCCUCAGUCAUUAUGGGCCUUUCAACCAUCCUGGGCAAAGACAACACAAUAGAGCACUUGCUGCCUCUCUUCCUGGCUCAGCUCAAGGACGAGUGCCCCGAGGUGCGUCUCAACAUCAUCUCCAACCUAGACUGUGUGAACGAGGUGAUUGGCAUCCGUCAGCUCUCCCAGUCGUUGCUGCCAGCCAUCGUUGAAUUGGCAGAGGAUGCAAAAUGGAGGGUCCGCCUCGCCAUCAUAGAGUACAUGCCACUGUUGGCAGGACAGCUGGGAGUGGAAUUCUUUGACGAGAAGCUCAACACCCUUUGUAUGGCCUGGCUUAUUGACCAUGUGUAUGCCAUCCGUGAGGCAGCCACCUGUAACCUGAUGAAGCUGGUGGAGAAGUUUGGAGCUGAGUGGGCUCAGAACACCAUCGUACCCAAAGUGUUGGGCAUGGCCAACGACCCCAAUUACCUUCACAGGAUGACUACUCUAUUCUGCAUCAAUGCUUUGUCAGAAGCAUGUGGCCAGGACAUAACAACUAAGCAGAUGCUACCAGUGGUUCUCAAAAUGGCCAAUGACCAGGUGGCCAACGUACGCUUCAAUGUGGCCAAGUCCCUUCAGAAGAUCGGCCCCGUCCUUGACAGCAAUGCCCUUCAAACAGAAGUGAAGCCAGUGCUGGAGAAGCUGGCCACAGACUCAGACAUGGAUGUCAAGUACUUUGCCCAGGAGGCUAUCAGUGUUCUGGCCCUAGCAUAAAACCAACCCAACAUGGCUAAACCCGACAACCACCCGAAACAACAACGCAAACACUUUUACAACAUAUUUAUUGAUGUGCAGGAACAACUGGUUAAUGUAUAGAAGAAGCUGUUAACAAUUGUUUUAUCCUUUUUUUUUUUUUUUUUUCGUUUACUGUCCAAUGGUAGACCAUGUCCAGGCAUAGCACAGACUUCUUUGUUAACCUUCCUCUUUGCUGUAAAUGGGUGCUUUAACACAGGCAAAGUGUGAUGACAUUGCAUUAAGUGGUGCAUGCUGACUAAUGUGCUACUGUACUUGCUAGGCAUUGCUAACCAGAACCCCUCUCACAUUCCUCUCUUUUACAUCCUUGGCCACUGUUGUACUUUAGCCACAGUCAUUGCAGCAUACCACAUGUCUAUGUUCGCUACUUAGCACCUAGGGCCAUGCUAGCGCUCUGUGUUGCUGCACUUUUUACCCGAUGCUAGAUGCAAACUUUGAGCAACAGAUGGUUCAACAAGCUGUUUAUUUUGCCGAGCUUCCUCCUGAAUCAGGCCUCCGAUGAUACUCUGGUGUCGCUCUCCAGAGAAGUGAUUGAAAGGUCUGUGUUGGUUCUAGCAGUCUGUCCUUUUGUUCCACCAGACCAAACCUGCUGUUUCUCCCCAAAAACUAUAGAGGAUUGUUGUUGUUGUUCAAACCUCUGACAAAUUACUGGGUGUCCAUAACUGCAUGUAAUCUGACCAAUUCUCUGUCAUUGCAUGUACUAAUCAAUCUGAAAUAGUGUCCUUUCCCCAACUCUGUCUACCAGACUACCCUGCCCAUCUGUGCUGUUUGUUCUUUGCAGCAACACAGAUUGAAUUGGUCUAACAAAUGAAUUACCUCGGCCCACUGUAAUAUGGACCAGCUCAGUCAUAAAGUGUUGCUUAUAAUUAUCCCUCCUCCAAAUCCUCAGUGAUUUUGCUGAUGUGCUAGGGUGGGAAGUUGUAGUCUGUCGUUGUGAUUUUUCUGCAAUAUGUUCUCGGCAUUGCUCUUAAUCGUUGUGCCAAUGACUUUGAUAAGCAGUGGUGGUUUCUUUUAGUAUGCCUGGGUAAACAGUUUUCACCUGUACUGUUCUGUAAAGAGACAACGUUGUUCUUUCAUGUAAGGGACGCUUAUUUCUUGGACAUAAAUGGGGUUCUAAAACAAAAUGGACAACAGCCGUCAGGGCCGGGGGACUAACAAAACCACGCUGCCCAGUUUUCCCCUUAAAUCCAUGCCAGGUCCUCCACUGUACGUGAGAUUUUAAAAGCGUAAAGUCAGUGAACGUGAAGGGCCACCCGACGAUUCUCUGCUUACAAAUCUCUACACAAUGGUGAACAAGUGCAUGCUUUCAAAGAAAGUGGGCUGCGGAGGGGGGCAUGGAGCAUGUGUACGUAAGGCUGCAUAAUGUUGUACUAUGGGGUGGGAGCUGGGGUGGUUAUGGGCGGGUUGAAUAAAUGUAUCAUCUGUGUUGAUAAAAGAAACUUUGUCUUUCCCUCAACGAUUUCCACUGUUUCCCUUCUCCUCCACUCUCCUCUCAUUUUGUUCUCUUGAAUAAACCUUGAUUGUUAAUUGUCCUGUAUCAAGAAGACUGUGCUUUUAUUUUUAUUCUGAAUUCUCUUCACAAUUGGGAUGCUGUACUACUGUAUCUUGAUCUGAAUAAAGUAACACAAAGGA